GGCAUUCGACAUAAAUCAAAAUUCGGCACUGAUGCGUCUUGGUUUGGCCUAUCAAUCUGGUAGGAUUUGUCCUCGUUCACGUUGGAGGCAUGUCUAAAACAAAAACAGCAAAGCGUCGAGGUAAAGUAAAAUAUCAGUCGGCGUACAAAAAAGAAGAAAAUGUACCAACCAAACGAAAUGAAGUCAAAAAUCCUAUGAAAGGACAGUGUAGACGUGGGAAUUUAACAACUGAACAAAGGAAAAUCAACAGUCCUCUUCAACCAAUGGAUGUCGUGUAUGGAAUCAUGAUGUUUAUAAUCAUGUAUCCACGACGGGUUGCUAAUGAAUACGACAAUGAAGUUUCAGAUGAUUUUUCCGUUCUACUAAACGGAUUAUGUAUGUUCGUUAUAACAGGAAUAGCCGCUUUGUACGUCAAUUGGAGAUUGAAAGGAUUUGUUAACAAGCUCAUAAUAUUUAUGACUGCGAUCUGCUUGCUUCUGGGAUGUAUUUGGCUGAUAGCUGGAUUCUUAGAAUACUACGAACUCGUGCACCAAGAGCAUGGAAUCAAUUUACAGGAUUGUCACAUACCAGGCUACAUUACGGUACCUAAGAAUGGCGUCAUUUGUUGCGCAAGUUUUAUCCUUGUUUUAUUCAUAUCUAGUUCAUUUUACUGAAUAAAAUUUACAUUUUUUAAAGUUA
Molecule: messenger RNA, 678 nt
Organism: Styela clava
Lineage: Eukaryota; Metazoa; Chordata; Ascidiacea; Stolidobranchia; Styelidae
Source: RefSeq, a predicted model, not a curated record